GAGCAAAUCUUGCUUACUUCGUUCUAUCAGUACGUUAAAAUCAGUUGAUUCGCGUCUAGCACGGUUUGCAUCCUACCAAGGAAAGCUAAUUUCACCCAACAAUAACCGAAAGAUUGUAGACGAACAUAUCCCCUUUCCCAUCCACUGAAAAUACGACAAUGAAGACAGGAUCUGCGGCCUUGUUUCUGUUCCUUGGGGCAACCANGUAAGGCCUGAACAUGAUGUACUUCCUUAGCGUUUUCUACUGACGUCAAUGAACUGAAGCAUCGACAAGGAUUGAUUGUUGAAUUGUCCCGAAACAAACGAAAUCUGCCAGGGUUCAAGACUGCGCUGUCUUUGUGACAUCAAUGAGCAAAUCUUGCUUACUUCGUUCUAUCAGUACGUUAAAAUCAGUUGMUUCGCGUCUASCACGGUUUGCAUCCUAYCAAGGAAAGCUAAUUUCACCCAACRAUAACCGMAAGAUUGUAGACGAACAUAUCCCCUUUCCCAUCCACUGAAAAUACGACAAUGAAGACAGGAUCUGCGGCCUUGUUUCUGUUCCUUGGGGCAACCAGCACGAAUGUGGCUGCCUUCCAGCARCCCGUCGCGUACCAAAGCAGCAAGACCGCUCCGCUGAAGGCUAUCGGCAACGACGAAAACCACGGCAACGAAAUUUCUAGACGGGGCGCUUUUUCCAAGGCGGUCUCCGGUGCGCUCACUGCCGCUUCGGUGGCUGGAGUGCUCAACAGCGGGGGAGACGGGCAAUCGCUGCGACCGGAACCGGCCAACGCCAUUGGACCCGUCAAGAUCAACCUCCUCAACCCCACAUACACAGCCAUUCCCUGUCCGAAGGACAAGCCCAUCCCCGGAGAAAAGGCCAUGAAGGGUAUGCGUGGGUUGUGCGUAACGGUCAACGUGGACCUGGAGGAGUCUCCGGACCGUGCCCUSGACAAGGUCGGCGUCUACGGAUACAUUACGGACAAGGGCACCGGGGAAUCGGUUCUGGCCAACAACCCCGAUCUCAGUACCGAUGCGGGUCAGUUUGCUAUCAUUCCGAAGAUUGAAACCACCGAAAAGAAAACCCAAUUCGAGUUCAUUGCUGCCGUUCCAAGGGAAAUGGUGCGUUUGUGAAGGACUAUCGUCUUUCCAUGGUUUUUUUUCGCCGGUGAUCGAUGAGAUGGAAUUUUAGAGAAGAAAUCACRCGGAAAUCAACGCAGGGAUGGUUCCGGUAACGAUUUGUGUAUUUACUGCAUAACGUCGUUUGUAACUAACUCCUGCGUGUCUUGUUAUCUCUCUAUCGUGCGUUCUGUGCCUCGUGKUUGUGCCGGAUUGCGUUGCAUUGCAUCCGAACAAAACCGCAAAACGCAACGCACAACACAACGCAACGCAAACGAACCAAACAGGACAUGAGUCCCUUCGAAGAAGGAAUCGCCCCGCUGAACUUUGCCAGCCUGCGGGUGGUCAGUUUCCCGGGUGGCCAGCAAUACGGAGCGAUCAGCCCGUGCGAAAUGAACGAAUUCAGCGACGAGUGCGACGCCUGGGAGGAGGAGAACGGUCCGUACAAGAAGGCCGAGUACAUGGUCAAGAGCAACGAGCGCACCAAGGGGCGGUGAACGGAGCCAUUGCGAGACGGAAAACAGCAUCCCCCGACACAACGUAUCAAAGAUUUUAUUACAAUACAAUACACACAUACAC
This is a messenger RNA of Pseudo-nitzschia multistriata, 1674 nucleotides long. Lineage: Eukaryota; Bacillariophyta; Bacillariophyceae; Bacillariales; Bacillariaceae. The record is from the annotation of a GenBank genome assembly.